Molecule: messenger RNA, 2622 nt
Organism: Motacilla alba alba
Lineage: Eukaryota; Metazoa; Chordata; Aves; Passeriformes; Motacillidae
Gene: USP2
Product: ubiquitin specific peptidase 2
Exons: 12
Coding region: 1293-2477 (394 amino acids)
Biological process (GO): protein deubiquitination
Cellular component (GO): cytoplasm
Molecular function (GO): cysteine-type deubiquitinase activity
Source: RefSeq, a predicted model, not a curated record
UGCAGCCAGCAGGAUUCAGCAGCUCCUGCCUCUGGAUGGGGGUGUUCUGGGGGCUCCAGAGGAGGAAAGGAGGCUCUGCUUAGAGCCCUCUCGGUGAGGUUGGAGGCUGUGGCUCCGUCAGAGCAGCCCAACCUCACUCCCUGCCCCGGCUGCCCAUGGAAAUUUCCCUGAGCAGGCAGAGAAACACCUGGGCACGCACAGCAGGCGCAGGGCUCCGGCGCUCGUCCUGCCGCGGUCAGAGGGGUGAAGCAGCGGGAGACGCAGGACUAGGACGCAGGACACCCGGGCUCCCUGCCAGUCUCCGCAUCUGCCCUUGCUGCAGGAGAAGAGCUGGAGCCCUGCCCGUGCCGUGCCUCAGUUUACCGAGGGGAGACACCAGGUGGGGUCUUUGCUCCACGUAGGAAUUGCGGGGAGUUUUUCCCCAGUGCAAGGCACUGAAAUACCCUCUGAGCUCAGUGCUAAUGCAUCCCCCAAAGAGGGGGGUUCCCCCAAAGUGUCACUGCCUGGGAAGCUGGCACUGGCUCUGCAGGAAAGGCACACGCCCGGGAGCGCCACAACCCUGUCUGGCAGCCCGCAGCCCCUCUCUGGAUACAGGCACCCCCUGCACCCACAGGCUGUGGCACUGUCCCACUUUUAUCACAGCAAUUUUGGCGAGUCACCCCCAGCUGGAGAGCCCCGCUCCCUGCCCAGCGCCUGCCCGGAGCACAGCGAGCCCGCGGCCGGACAGCCGGUGCCACCAGCCCUGGGCACGCCGAGCUGCGAGCAGGGGGGAGCACUGGGGGGGCAGGCGCUCUUCUGGCUGCCGCCUCUCCCCGAUGCCCCCGCGGUGCGCGCACGGUGCCGGUGUCGGGGUACGGGAGCGCGGGGAGCCCCGCUGAGAGAGAUGCCGAGGGGGCACCGCGGCCCCCCGCAGCCCCCCGGAGCCGGGGCGGUGUCGCCGCCCCGUUCCGGAGCGUGUCCCCGGGGCAGAGCCGCCCCUCGCGGGCCCCCCUGGCUCCCGGCGCGCUGUACCACGCGGUGCGCGGGGGCUGGCCGUCACCGAGCCGUCACCGAGCCGUCACCGAGCCCGGCUGCCGCCUCUCCACCCAUUUGAUGUCAGAGCCGCUCAGGUGCCGUCAGCCCCGCAGCCGGCACCGGCUCCGGCCCCGCACGCCCAGCACGGGGGGCUCCGCGCCUGGCCCCGCGCCCCCGGCUGCAGCCGGCCCCGGGCGAGGGCAGCCCGGCCGGUGUCCCCUGGCACCCCGCCGCCCGCGGCUGCUCCCCGCCGUGCUGCGGUGCCCGCCGGGGCCACCAUGAGGGACUCCUACACGGUGACGCUGCCCGAGGAGCCCCCCGCGCUCCCCGACCUUCACAAGGACCUGCGGCCCCGCGCCUCCAUGCCAGGGUCCCUGCUGGUCUCCACCUUCGUCGGGCUCGUCCUCAACAAGACCAAGAGCUCCAAGGCCGUGCAGGGGCUGACUGGCCUGCGGAACCUCGGCAACACGUGCUUCAUGAACUCCAUCCUGCAGUGCCUGAGCAACACCAAGGAGCUGCGGGAUUACUGCCUGCAGAACCAGUACCUGCGGGACCUCAACAACAACAGCCGCAUGCGCACGGCGCUCAUGUCAGAGUUUGCAAAGCUGAUUCAGCUGCUCUGGACCUCGUCCCCCAAUGAGAGCGUGAGCCCCUCCGAGUUCAAGACCCAGAUCCAGAGAUACGCCCCACGCUUCGUCGGCUACAACCAGCAGGAUGCACAGGAAUUCCUGCGGUUCCUGCUGGACGGGCUGCACAGCGAGGUGAACCGUGUGCUGGUGCGGCCCCGGGCCAGCACCGACACCCUGGAUCACCUCCCUGACGACGAGAAGAGCCGGCAGAUGUGGAGGAGGUACCAGGAGAGGGAGGACAGCCGCAUCAGCGACCUCUUUGUUGGGCAGCUGAAGAGCUCUCUGACCUGCAGCGAGUGUGGCUACUGCUCCACAGCCUUCGACCCCUUCUGGGACCUGUCCCUGCCCAUCCCCAAGAAAGGCUACGGGGAGGUGACGCUCAUGGAUUGCCUCCGACUCUUCACCAAAGAGGACGUGCUGGAUGGGGAUGAGAAACCGACGUGUUGUCGCUGCAAAGCCAGGACAAGGUGCACAAAAAAAUUCAGCAUCCAGAAGUUCCCCAAGAUCCUGGUGCUUCACCUGAAGCGCUUCUCCGAGGCCAGGAUACGAAGCAGCAAACUCACCACCUUCGUCAACUUCCCGCUGAAGGACCUGGACCUGCGGGAAUUCGCCUCGCAGAGCUGCAACCACGCCGUUUACAACCUCUACGCCGUCUCCAACCACUCGGGCACCACCAUGGGGGGCCACUACACAGCCUACUGCAAGAGCCCCGUGUCCAGCGAGUGGCACACCUUCAACGACUCCCGCGUCACCCCGAUGUCCUCGAGCCACGUGCGCAGCAGCGAUGCCUACCUGCUCUUCUACGAGCUGGCCAGCCCGUCCUCCCGCAUGUAGCCAGCCCCGGCUCCCUGGGGAGGCCCUGGGCCACCGCUCAGAGCCGGCUCCGCCAGGGUUCGGGCGUUCGGCCCCCCAGAGCAAGGGGGAGGCGAAGAGGAGACACCCCCGAGGUGGCUGCAGAGGGAGGCUGGGGACAGCCAGG